Molecule: messenger RNA, 2252 nt
Organism: Myotis brandtii (Brandt's bat)
Lineage: Eukaryota; Metazoa; Chordata; Mammalia; Chiroptera; Vespertilionidae
Gene: RASSF4
Product: Ras association (RalGDS/AF-6) domain family member 4
Exons: 11
Coding region: 57-1016 (319 amino acids)
Biological process (GO): signal transduction
Source: RefSeq, a predicted model, not a curated record
CUCCAAGAGGGUCACCGGUCGGAGGUAGCUUCCGGGUCUGCAGACAGGAGGAGAAGAUGAAGGAAGAUUGCGCACCCAGUUCUCACGUGCCCAUCAGCGACAGCAAAUCCAUUCUGAAGUCGGAGCUCUUAAACCUGCUGAAAACCUACAACUGCUACCAUGAGGGCAAGAGCUUUCAGCUGAGACACCGAGAGGAGGAAGGAGCUCUGGUCAUCGAGGGGCUCCUCAACAUCGCCUGGGGGCUGAGGCGGCCCAUCCGCCUCCAGAUGCAGGACGACCGGGAGCCGGCGCCUCUCCUCGGCCGCCUGGACGCCGGGCAGCUCAGCUGCCGCCUAAAGGAGCCGCUUCUGCAGGGUGGCACUGCCCAGCAGCCAGGCCCUCAGCCCUCCGAGCACAGGCCUGAGAGUGCCAGCGACAGCUCAGGGCCCCUGGAGGAGGGCGAGGAGACCCCACAGCUGAUGCGCACCAAGAGCGACGCAGCCUGUGUGAUCCAGAGGAGGCCCAGGUGCCGCGCACCCGGCGAGACCCAGAGGACCCGGCGACACCGCUUCUCCAUCAACGGGCACUUUUACAACCACAAGACCUCCGUGUUUACACCUGCGUAUGGGUCCGUGACCAACGUGAGGGUCAACAGCACCAUGACCACCCUGCAGGUGCUCAGCCUGCUGCUCAGCAAGUUCCGGGUGGAGAACGGCCCCAGUGAGUUCGCACUCUACGUUGUUCACGAGUCGGGGGAGCGGACAAAAUUAAAAGACUGUGAGUACCCACUGAUUUCCAGAAUCCUGCACGGGCCCAGUGAGAAAAUUGCCAGGAUAUUCCUGAUGGAAGCCGACCUGGGCGAGGAGGUGCCCCAUGACGUUGCUCAGUACAUUAAGUUUGAAAUGCCGGUGCUGGACAGUUUUAUUGAAAAAUUAAAAGAAGAGGAGCAAAGAGAAAUAAUCAAACUGACCAUGAAGUUCCAAGCCCUGCGUCUGACGAUGCUGCAGCGCCUGGAGCAGCUGGUGGAGGCCAAGUAGCCAGCCAGAGCCCGCCUCUUCCGAAGCCACCAGCAGCCAAUGCACACCCAGUGCCUGCGAGCGGGCCCUGACUGGCGGCCCCACCUGAGGAAUCAGCACCUGUCUACCUGCCUAAGUACCACGGAUCCCACAUCCCUGGUUCUUAUCUCCAAGGUGAGCACUCGCAGGACCCAGACGCUGGCCUGAGUAGCAGGAACUUGCUGGUGGGGUUUCCUGCUGGUUCAGUGGGAGCUGCGUGAAAGGUUGCUCUGGGCGUUGAACAGCCCUGGCACUGACACCUGCCACUGGAUGGCAUGGCUAGUCCUGUUCACGCCACACCUCCUGCUUAGGAGAGCAGUGCCUACCGGAGCCCCGGGAGCUGGCUCAGCCCCGCAGGGCCCAGCCCCGUCCUCUGCGUCCACGUGAGCCACCUUGUGCUGCGCUCAGGAGCUCUGCCGGGAAGGCAGGGCUGCCUGCAGGGAUGGAAUGUGCCUACUCCCAGCAUCACUUCACCGUGGCGUCCCUGGCUCCUGGCCUCCAAACAUCUGAUGUCACUCCGUGAGCCUCACACAACCCAGCGCGCCGGAGGCAGAGGCGGGGCAGGAAUAAGACCAUGAGCACCUCUUCUCUCUGCAGCACUAACUCUAAACUUCCUCCGCAAGACCUGAAGGAAUUCUUAUAAGGAACUCACUGAGGAGGUGGCCCACAUGGCGUUGGAUGUACGACACCUUGUGGGAGAGUCCGGGGUCCAGGGGCUGCGGUCAGCGGCUCGAGAAGGACGUGCCCAGACUCCGCCACACUGUCCCUCUCUGGGCUGCAGCCUCCAUGCAAAGUACUUCCCUCAAAAGCGUGCGAUGAGGAGAAAUGUCAGUCUGCGGAGAAAGGGCUUUGAAUUCAUUGGGGCCCGACACUGAACCAUAUGGGUUGGUUCAGCUGAUGGAGAAUUUCUGGAAGGAAUAAGAAGUCUUCUGCAAAACUAUGCAACAGUUUAUGUCAGUCGUGUGUGUCAGCAAGCUAAGACCAAAUUCGUUCCCCACUGCCGGUGGGGGGCAGACUUAAAGGGAAGAACCAGCGAGGCCUCCAAAUGCAGGUGGCGAGACUCCCCCUCCUUCUCAGCAGCGGCUCCUCGGCGGCAGCACCCACAGGAGCAGAGCUGGGGAGCGGCCAGGCUGCGCAGUUUGCUGUCUGCGCCCCUUGGCAGCGCGGUUUCCUAGGUGCUCAAUAAAGGUGUGCUCCACUGAGCUGGAGGAGGCAGGA